UGUCUUCCAUUGUAUUGCAGGAGGCCAGAUGUGCGUAUGUCAUCAUCAUCAUGGCUGUUUUCUGGUGCACUGAAGUUAUCCCACUGGCUGUUACUUCCCUCAUGCCUGUUGUAUUUUUCCCUCUACUUGGAGUUCAGGACUCUAAAACGGUGUGCUUCCAGUACCUAAAGGAAACAAACAUGCUUUUCAUUGGGGGGCUGAUCGUCGCAAUUUCUGUUGAACAGUGGAAUCUCCACAAAAGGAUUGCACUGAAGGUCCUGCUGAUGCUUGGGGUGAAACCUGCACUCCUCAUGCUGGGAUUUAUGGGAGUCACUGCCUUCCUGUCCAUGUGGAUAAGUAACACAGCCACUACUGCUAUGAUGGUUCCCAUUGUCCAGGCUGUCUUGGAUCAAAUGGAUAGCACGGAGCAGGAUCUGCCAAAGAUGGAACAAACGAGUGGGCAAACUAAUGCAGUGAUUGAGCUGGAGGAAAAGGACCCAUCAGAUCCCACUUCAGUGCAGGUCAUAAGCAAUGGACAAGUCCCAGAUGACCCCAUAUCUUCUGAGGAAAAGGAAACAAGGAAACGUAUAUGCAAGGGAAUGACACUUUGUGUAUGCUAUGCUGCCAGCAUUGGAGGAACUGCAACACUCACUGGAACAGGGCCCAACCUUGUGUUGAAAGGCCAAAUGAAUCAGUUGUUCCCCGACAAUAACGAUGUCGUGAAUUUUGCUUCCUGGUUUGGGUUUGCGUUCCCAAACAUGCUUCUGAUGUUGACACUAGCUUGGCUUUGGCUACAGUGCUCCUUCAUGGGCCUAAACUUUAAAAAAAGCUGGGGCUGUAAGACAGAGAAAUCUGCUAAAGAAAAAGCUGCAUACAACAUGCUGAAGGCAGAAAUGAAGAAAUUAGGCCCCAUCUCUUAUGCUGAAUUCAAUAUCCUCGUGAUAUUUGUUUUGCUGGUUCUAUUGUGGUUUAGCAGACACCCAGGCUUUGUAAGAGGCUGGGCCACGAGACUCUUCCCAAAAGGAGAAAAGUUUGUCACUGAUGCCACUGUUGCUGUUUUUAUUGCCCUGCUACUCUUUAUCCUUCCUGCCAGUAAACCCAAGUUCUUGAACUGGAAUCGAAGCAGUUCUGACCCUGAAAAGACUGAAGAAGAUACGAAAAAUUCAUUUUCUUCAGCCUCGCUGCUAGAGUGGAAUGCAGUUCAGAGGAAGAUGCCCUGGGGUAUUGUGCUGCUGCUGGGAGGAGGCUUUGCUUUGGCUGAUGCAAGCACGGAUUCUGGGCUCUCAGCUUGGCUGGGUCAGCAGAUGACUCCACUAGCAUCUGUUCCACCGUGGGCCAUUGCUGUAAUAGUUUCACUUGCUAUAGCUGUCUUCACUGAAUGCACCAGUAAUGUUGCCACAGCCACUCUCUUCCUACCUGUCUUUUCAUCCUUGGCCGUCUCUAUCAAGAUCAAUCCUUUGUAUGUUAUGCUGCCUGGUACUCUGAGUUCCUCCUUCGCCUUCAUGUUACCUGUUGCGACACCUCCAAAUGCAAUAGUGUUCUCCUAUGGCCACAUCCAUGUGUUGGAUAUGGUUAAAUCUGGAAUAGUGAUGAACAUCAUUGGAGUCGUCUGUGUCACACUGGCCAUCAACACAUGGGGAAGACCUAUGUUUGACCUGGACACAUUUCCAAGCUGGGCAAACAGCACACUAAGCCGCGAGCAGUGAAGAGUGCACGUGUUAAACAAGGAAAGGACUCUAUACUACUCCCCAUUGCCCCAAGCCCUGUAUAGAGUCUUGUCACCACUUCAGAUCCAGUGUUAGGUGCCUGCUGCCUUCUGGGAGUCACACAUCAGAUAUGGCAUGACCAAACUCAAAACUUAUUGCAGCCAUGAUGGAGCCAAAAGUGCUGUUUAAUUACACCACCCCAGGGAUCUGUGUCUGGAUCACAGGUAUGAUUAAGUGAUCCAAGGUACCUCCAAUCAAGGUAGAGAUUUAGAAUUUAUCUAGCUCUAAAUAAAGAGAAGGCAGGCUGUUGUAUCAAAUGGGUUGAACUAUUGUAUGACUAGUAUGUAUCUGUAAAGCAUUAACAUAGAACACUGCAUUCAUGCAAGGGCUGACAAUUCAUUAAUUACUUCUUACAUCCACAAGUCAGCAGCUGCACAGAGAAAUCUCUGCUGUCACUUGUCUAGUGUAAGAAAGGGUUUGGUUGUGUUGUGUUAUAUUUUAGUCUGGCCUCACUUACAUAGUGGAAUCCUUCGAAGUCAACAUCCAGCCAUGUUUUCCAUUGGCCUGCUUUCACUCUCAAAUCUCACUGCAUUUAGACACCCUUGUUUGAGGGCUGAGGUAACUUAAUUCCAUGCUGGUCAUGAUUCUGCUGCUGUCUUGGGCAAUGAAGUCAUAAGGCUGGCUUUGUUUUUCUUACACUGUGGCACUGGCAAGGCCAGGAGCCGUUCUGUCUCUUGGCCCCAGGUACAUAUGUUUUCACAUGCCAACCAGUGCUUUGUUAGUGCCAGCUUGCAGGUGAUGGGUGACCCACGGGACUUCACAUCUAUUUGGAAGUUCCUGAAUUAGCCCCUGAAGUGCCUUAUUAAUUAGCUUUAGAAUUCUGGAGUGGAGACAAGGCCUGAAAAAGGCUCUAAUUGAAGUGGAAACAGCCUUGUAAAUAUCUAGGGACCCAAAUCUUAGGUCUUGGGCUAGCUAACAGCAAUGGGAAUUGUCUCGUGUACUUUGGAGUUCAUGUCCUGCGAGAGAAGUAUUUUGUAGCACCUGUUUACAACUGGACUAGCAGCUAUCAUUUCCAAAGCAGCAGAAGUCUGUAGAAAGGCUGAUGCUGGUCUGGGUGCAUUCUGCCAGUGAUACUUGGAUGCUUUUGAUUUAGCCCUGGAGAAAAAAUGAGAGGGAACUAAGGUAACGUGUUACAGUGGAGAGACGUGCAGGCAUGACCUGAAUUCUGCUCGCAGACAUGCUGUGCAGCUUCAGGCAAGUCAAUUCAUCUCUUUUCACCUCAGUUUCCCCUUCUGAAAAAUGAGGUAAUGGUACCUACCUACUUCACAAGGCUGUUGUGGGGACAUAAGGACCCAAUUCUGCUUCCUUAGUAAUCUUCCACCUCAAGAUAAAGGGUGCACGGUCUGACCUCUAAUAUGGUAAUGCUGGGAUAUUUAAUAGUUUUUUUUACUAACAUGACUGUUUUUUAUAGAACUGGAAAAGUAAUUCACAUUUUGCCUUUCAAGGUGAGGAAAGUAUUUAUCCACAAAAUCAUCAGGUGCUUUUCUGAGCAGAAAGCUACUUCAAUAAUGAUUUGAUUUUUGUGCCUGUUUCUUUUUUGCUCUUUUGAGGUGCUGGGCACCAUAAACUCUCCGCUUACUCUUGCUCCCUGUGCCUCCAAAAAAAGUAUUUUUUUGUCUAACUAACUGGGUGCCUGCGGUGCAGCCCGGUACCUCUUCCAUGGACUGGCAGGGCCAGGACAAAGCAAGUAGUGAUGCAGUUUUAUGGUGGAUAAACACCAUUCCUUAUGCAGAGUCUGUCUAAGGAAGAGGGCAGGCAGUUCUAGCGUCAAGUGGCUUGGUGACAGAUAAUUGUCAACAGCCAAAGCUUAUCACAGUAUUUGUUUGAAGGAAAUGAAACCCGGGACAGCUGGGCACCUUCUGUGCUUUGGAAAACACCACUCAAUGCCUAUUUGCAUCUGUAGGUACUUAAAUGCAUUUGAGAAAGAGGCCUUUUUGGACUUCUGUUGUCACUCAUGGACUUUGCAAUAUGAGGACAUUUCACCACUGCAGGGUAAUUCGCAGUGCGUGCUCUUUGCUGCUGCAAGCAAUGUGCAUGGAAGGUGCAUUGUUAGGGCUAUUGUUGAACUUGCCUAUCUCAGUUCAUGCGGAUCAAAGCUGCUCUAAAAACAUUUUCUGCUAAAAGCUGUAGCAUAGGCACUUCCCUAUCCCUUGUGCAGAAGGGAAUGUUCUGAAAGUUUCUUGAAGGGGAGAAAGUGCCCUCAUCUCAGCUAAGGGAUAGCUUCCCUCUGUUGCUGUGCAAGUAGAAAUGAGAUGUUAUAUUAUUGAAUAGACACACACAGAGAUUUAUUGACAGGAAUUGCACGGUAGGGGGAAUGUACAUAUGUGGAAUAAAGAACUCCGGUUGUAUUAUAACUGUUGUGCAGUCACCUCUCUGUCCUCCAAAUAGCAAAUCUUUCUUUCUGAAACACUUUUAUGAUAUCCUAUGAUUGACUUGUAUUUAAUUUAAAUGGGUGAGUUGAAGAAUUAGAGCUUGGCAAAUAAAAAGUAAGCAGAACUGUCUUCUCUCUGA
Molecule: messenger RNA, 4256 nt
Organism: Struthio camelus australis
Lineage: Eukaryota; Metazoa; Chordata; Aves; Struthioniformes; Struthionidae
Source: RefSeq, a predicted model, not a curated record